Nothobranchius furzeri (turquoise killifish) is the source of this 2390-nucleotide messenger RNA. Its product is annotated as leukotriene B4 receptor 1. Gene Ontology annotation, cellular component: membrane; external side of plasma membrane. Gene Ontology annotation, molecular function: C-C chemokine binding; C-C chemokine receptor activity. The record is from RefSeq and is a predicted model, not a curated record. Gene Ontology annotation, biological process: cell chemotaxis; positive regulation of cytosolic calcium ion concentration; immune response. Lineage: Eukaryota; Metazoa; Chordata; Actinopteri; Cyprinodontiformes; Nothobranchiidae.
GACUUUCUUUCUUUCCAUCCAGACAUCACAGUCAGCAUAUCUACUUGCAGCAUGAACCACUCGGAUGAAGCGUCUCUUGGAGCAGAAAUGGCUCCAGAGGAGUUUGGCGGUGGAACAUUGGUGGCGUGUCUGAUCCUGGGUCUGUCCUUCCUGAUCGGAGCUCCAGGGAACCUGCUUGUGAUCUGGACUAUCCUGAAGCAUGUUGAGCAGCGCUCCCACACCGUGGUUCUGAUCCUGCACCUGGCUGCUGCAGACCUGGUGGUUCUGAUCACAUUGCCUCUGUGGAUCUACUCCCUCGCGCACUCUUGGGUGUUUGGGGAGGCGUGCUGCAAAGCCAUGGUGUUCAUGAUCAACGCCUGCAUGUACAGCAGUGUUUUCCUCAUCACCCUAAUGAGUGUGGAACGUUUCAUCGUUGUGCGUUACCCAUUUGCCUCGGCUGUCUGGAAAAGGAAACAAGCACUGAAUAUAGUCCUGCUGGCUCUAUGGACACUAGCAUUCCUGUUCAGCAUUCCCAUUGUCCCAACUCAGGUUGUUGGGGAGAAUUUGGGGGAGAUGCACUGUCUGUUUCGCAGCUACACUUCUACGAGCCAGGAGCUGGUGUGUGUGUUGCUGGAGACGGUAAUGGGCUACAUUUUACCCUUCUCCAUCCUAGUGGUCUGCAACGGAUGCCUGUGCAGCCGCAUCACAAAGAUGAACUUCAGAUCCAAACACAAGUCCACCAUCUUGAUCACCAGUGUAGUCGUUGCCUUUGCCAUCUGUUGGACACCUUACCACGUGGGAAACAUCCUGUCGGUCAUCACCAUUGCUAUCGCAAACACCUUCGCAGAUGCAGCAGAGAAGCUGGAGAGCGUUCGGAACACCAUGGCUUUCAUCGCAGGAGCCAUGGUCUUCAUCAGCAGCACCAUCAACCCUGUUCUCUACAUGUUUGCUGCUCGUUCCUUCAGGAAUUCUCUGCGUGACACCGGCAUCCAGAAGCUCUUCCGUCACAUCUCCAGCACCUCUCCAGGAGAGGGUACAAGGGAGAUGUCCUUCGUGUCCAAGAGGCACAGCAAUCAGACCAACAGCUCUCAGUAUGCAGUUGAGUCAAACGACCAAAUUAAUAUGUUAAUGAAAAUGUGUGAAGAUAAUCAAGCUGCUGACACGGAAGUUGCAUGAGGACAGUGUGUGUGUGUGUGUGUGUGUGUGUGUGUGUGUGUGUGUGUGUGUGUGUGUGUGUGUGUGUGUGUGUGUGUGUGUUUUGAUGUAAAUGCAUUUAAAUAAAAGGAAAACAUCUCUGGAAUAAACCUCAUUUUGUACAAAGUAGAUGAACAUAUCUUCUAUGCAUGUAAAUUUCUCAAUUUAAAAAAUUCUUUUUAAUGUUAAUUUAUUUUUAUAAAAUUGUAUGUAUUCAGUGACCUUAUAACACACGUUUGAAUGUUGUUUAUCAUUUUAAAAGAAUAAAUAAGGCUGUAUGAGUAAGAUGUGUAGUUGUGUUUUAUGAAUUAUGAAGAAUCUGUAAAACUGUGAAAGAUUUAAUAGAUGAAAGGAUUCGCUCUUGGUAGGUUUUUAAUUUUCAUUUAAUUGUGUCACUGCCGUGUUCUUGCAUCACUAGAAUAUGUCCAUCAGCUUGCCAUCAUGAGGAUAAACAUUAAUACUACACCACGCUGACCGCAUGAGUCUGAUUUACUUCUUUUGCUGUUUUUUUAAUUUAUAAAAAAGCAAGUUUCUUAAAACUUGUGACAGAUGAGAAACUUUUUGUCCUCUUAUCCCAAAAACAGUAAAUAGUCAUGCUUUCAACUUCCUCUCAUAGAAAAGAUUGCCAAAUGAAAAACUGCAUGUUCCUUUUGUUGAGGUGGAAAAAAGAGGAAUUGUGCCCUAAUGUUUGUCACAACCCUAGAAUCCUUUAAUAUAAACUUAAUACAGAGAGGACACACUCUUCACUAGUGUUAAUAAAUAACAAUUCACCUUUUAUUUGUAUAAAUUGGGUGAUUAAUGCAUAUUCUAGCCAGCCAGUAGAUGGCAGCCACAACUACAUAAAAACUAUUUCUGAUGUUUUUAUAUUGCAUUUUUAUGAUGGCUAUUAUUUAUGCACCACCAGUUGAUCAAAUUAUUUUAUAGUUUAAAAAUGAAUCAAAGAAUAAAGCCAUUGAGCUUCCUUGCAUUGAUGGAAUUUAUUCAGGUAAAGCAAAUAAAUCAAGUCCUUAAAACUACUGCUGUUGGUUUUAUGUUGAGAUAAUUCAUUUCAAAAACAUGAAAUAAGUCAAAUGUGCACCAGGAUUCAUGUUAUGAUGCAACCAACAACCAUAUGUUUUAUUUCACAAUGACUCUGACUCAUCAGUGCUGAGUUUUGGGGGUAUUUUGCAACACAAGACACGUCAUUUCAAAUUUCUAAGAGAAGUGGUCUUCUAAAU